Molecule: messenger RNA, 822 nt
Organism: Culex quinquefasciatus (southern house mosquito)
Lineage: Eukaryota; Metazoa; Arthropoda; Insecta; Diptera; Culicidae
Gene: SmD1
Product: probable small nuclear ribonucleoprotein Sm D1
Exons: 3
Coding region: 153-533 (126 amino acids)
Biological process (GO): RNA processing; spliceosomal snRNP assembly
Cellular component (GO): U2 snRNP; U5 snRNP; U4 snRNP
Molecular function (GO): RNA binding
Source: RefSeq, a predicted model, not a curated record
UGACAGUUCGACUGCGGCAUCGCGGCUGUGUUUAUCAAAGCGCGAGCAAACAAAAAAAAAGUUUGGACGAGCCAUUUCGCGGCCGAAAUCGUUAGCAAAAUUUGCAAAUAAAUUGUAUUUAACUAGCUGCUAAACACCACACAACUGCCACCAUGAAAUUAGUCAGGUUCCUGAUGAAGCUGAGCCACGAGACGGUGACGAUCGAGCUGAAGAACGGAACCCAGGUGCACGGCACCAUCACCGGCGUGGACGUGGCCAUGAACACCCACCUGAAGGCGGUCAAAAUGACCAUCAAAAACCGGGACCCGGUCCAGCUCGAUUCGCUCAGCAUCCGCGGCAACAACAUCCGCUACUACAUCCUGCCGGACAGUUUGCCCCUCGAGACGCUGCUGAUUGACGAUGCGCCCAAAACGCGCGCCAAGAAGCGGGACUCGAACCGGGGCGGGCAGCGCGGCCGGGGCAGGGGCACGCGGGGUGGCCGCGGUGGACCCAGAGGCGGACGUGGUGGCCCUCGAGGUCGUGGUCGGCGUUAAGAAGAGCCUCCAAAUGUUUCCCCUUCCCGGGGAACUCCCAUCUUGUGUGGUGUGUUGCGCGGAACGAGUGGACUCUUCGCGCGCGAUGUGUUUGAUAAUUCUACAUUUUGAACUAAGUGAAGAUUACUUUUCAACUUACCCCUUACUUAGCACGUAAGAAACAUUUUCAACCCAAUUGCUUUUGAAGUUCACAAUUGACCCCAUAGCGCCCCCUCCCCCUCAUCCAAGUGAAUUAUAUUGGAGGAUUUACAAAUAAAAGUCUAUGGUAAGAGAAAUAAGUGUAAAAAAA